AUGGUUUCAAAUCCUCUUGACUCCAUUGCUCUUUUCUCUCCUUUUCUCUUCCUCCUCUUUAUUUCCAAUCAUUUUGUUUCUCUCUCUUUCUCAAGAAUGUUUUCCUUUUCUUCUCCCCCCCUCCACUUUUUUCAUAUCUAUCUAUCUAUCUACCUAUCUAUCUAUCUAUCUAUCUAUCUAUCUCAGUUUGUUCAUAUCUAUCUAUCUUUAUUUUAUAUCUAUCUCAGUUUGUUCAUAUCUAUCUAUAUUUAUUUUAUAUCUAUGUCAGUUUGUUCAUAUCUAUCUCUCUAUCUCUCUAUCCAUCAAUUCUGUGAAAGGGACCUGUGGAUUGGCCAUUUCCUUUAUUUUCUUAUAGGAGCCGUUAAAAAACUAUUUUCUUUUCCCACAUUUUCUCUCUCUCUCUCUCUCUCUCUCUUUUCUGAGAGGCAGCUUUUGCUAUCCCAAUAUGCAAUUUGUAAUUUUCUAUUACCUCUCACACUUCUUUCUUUCUUUCUUUCUUUCUUUCUUUCCCCUCCACCUCUUCUAUUUCUUUGUACCUCACCUUUCUCAAAACAUGCCUCCUUUCUGUUUCUUCUCACUUUUCUUCUCUUUUUCUCUUUCUGCUUUUCUCUACCAUUCUCAAAUCUGUUUCCUUUAUUUCUUGGUAACUCAACUUUCUUAAAACAUGCAUCUUUUUUCUUCUUCCUUUUCUACUCUUUCUUUGUUACGUUUUCUUUUUCUCUGAUUUUCUCAAAACUUGUAUAUCUAUAA
Acanthosepion pharaonis is the source of this 750-nucleotide messenger RNA. The record is from the annotation of a GenBank genome assembly. Lineage: Eukaryota; Metazoa; Mollusca; Cephalopoda; Sepiida; Sepiidae.